This is a messenger RNA of Phragmites australis (common reed), 562 nucleotides long. Its product is annotated as glutaredoxin-C10-like. The transcript has a single exon. The coding region runs from base 58 to 378 and encodes 106 amino acids. NCBI's taxonomy places the organism in Eukaryota, Viridiplantae, Streptophyta, Magnoliopsida, Poales, Poaceae. The record is from RefSeq and is a predicted model, not a curated record.
CUAAGGAACUAGAAGCCUCUAGAACCUUCCGGGCACCAUAAGCGGAAGCUACUACUAAUGGACCUCGUGGCGAAGCUGGCGUCGGAGCGUGCGGUGGUGGUGUUCACGGCGAGCGAGUGCGGCAUGUGCCACGCCGUGACGUCGCUCCUGUGCAACCUGGGCGUGAACGCGGCCGUGCACGAGCUGGACAGGGACCCCCGGGGCCGGGAGAUGGAGCGCGAGCUCGCCAGGAGGCUUGGCGGCGGCCGCGGCGCCCCCUCGGUGCCAGCGGUGUUCGUGGGCGGGAACCUCGUCGGCGGCACCAACAAGGUCAUGGCGCUGCACCUCGCCGGCGAGCUCGUGCCCAUGCUCAAGAGCGCCGGCGCUCUCUGGCUGUAGGAUUGAGAUCGUCCGCAUGUAUGCAUGCAGUGCGUGCAUGGCUAGCUCUUUCGUCAGAUGUGUGUGGCAGUUUUUUAUGUCCUGUGACCUAUGCUGAUGAGAAUAAUAAUUAACUAAGUGGAGUAAUGUUUUUUAUAACUUUUAUUGACGUUGUAGAUGUACUCUACAUAAUUUAGAUAACUCU